Molecule: messenger RNA, 988 nt
Organism: Schistosoma rodhaini
Lineage: Eukaryota; Metazoa; Platyhelminthes; Trematoda; Strigeidida; Schistosomatidae
Source: the annotation of a GenBank genome assembly
ACAACACAAAGGACGUUAUUACAAGAAUAUAUUAGUUAAGGUACAACUACGGAAGUACAGAAGUGAAAGAAUAACCACUGCAGUGUGGGCCAGUCCAUGGCGUACGAUUGGUUUGUGCGCGUUGACUAUCCUUGACCUUGACAGGGAUCAGUGAUCUGUUCGAUAUUCAAUGACCCUACAACUUGUCAGCUGAUAAUCAGCUUUCCCGUUAGAUAAUCGAAUGGAAUUCGUUAUCUCAACACGUGUUUAAAGCUCCGUCUGUUGACUCUUUCAGAAGAAAAUUCGAUCAAUUGAGAUACCAUAAUUAUCAGGACUGGCAUGGGCCACCUAAACUCAUGUACUUCCAAAACUGAAACUGAUGCGAAUUUUCACCUCCACGCUCGCUUUUUGAAAAUGGCAUUUACGCAAUAAGGCUUCUAUCUUCACCCCUAAUUGAGUUUAUUCAAGUCCAAUCAACUCCAAAAGUAUCACUUUUUAGAGACUAACUUGUCAUCUGAGCUUUUUGAGGACGUCGAUUUAGUUCGAAUUAGUUGAUUCCGACAAAUCAGCGUGUGUACGAAUGUCUAGUACAUUAUGGAAUCCGAUUUCCCCCAUACUGAGUAGGGCGUUUAGUUGCCGUAGUUUCAACUUAAUUCGACACUUCGAGCCUCAGACACCAAAAGAAGUCGGACCAAAUAAUCGGAACAAUCGCCUUCCUAGGUCGUAUGAAUUGAUGAUGCGAACCAUCCACAAUAGAAUAGGUCCGACCCAGUUACCUCGCAAAAAGCUGUACACCAUAUUGCUUUCUCGUCGGGAGAACAAAAUGUCGGAAUCAGUUAGAAUGUCCACUCCUGAAGGGCGGGCGCUCAUUUUUAAGAGACUUAUUGAUAAACAGAAACGUUUGUGGCCGCAUACUUGGUAGUUUGUUAGCUUCAAUUUCCCGGAUAUAUUUUUUAUAACUUGUGUACUUCAACUUUAACUAUCUUCAAAUAUAGUGCAUAUUAACGAU